AUGCAUGUAUUUCAAAGAAACUCAGAUUCUAAAGCUACCUAUUUGUUACUCUAUGUUGAUGAUAUGAUUCUAAUAAGCAAAGACAGAAGUAAUAUAGACUCUCUCAAGACAUUAUUAAGGUCAGAGUUUGAAAUGAAGGAUCUGGGAAAAACUACUAGGAUACUUGGGAUAACAAUAAGCAGAGACAGAGAAAAAGGGAAGAUGAACCUUGGACAGAAGGACUACAUACAAAAAAUCUUGGAUAAAUUUUCUAUGAACAAUGCUAAGAUCACUACGCUACCAAUUACCAGCCAACAUCAAUUGUCUAAAGAGCAAUGCCCCAAAACACAGGAAGAAGCAGAUUACAUGAACAGAGUCCCUUAUUCUAAUGCAGUAGGAUCCCUAAUGUAUCUAAUGGUGUGUACAAGACCUGAUCUAUCCUAUGCAAUGAGCUUACUAAGCAAAUACAUGUCAAAUCCGGGUAAACCUCAUUGGGAAGCUAUGAAGUGGACACUAAGGUACCUACUGGGAACUAUGGAUACUGGACUCACUUACAAGAAACAGAACUAUACUCUAAGAUUAGAAUGGUACAACGAUGCAAACUAUGCAGGGGACAGAGAUCAAAGAAGGUCAACUUCUGCAUACUAUUUUCUUAUAGGUGGGAAUUGCAUAAGUUGGAGGGUUCAGUUACAGCCUGUAGUAGCCUUAUCUACAACUGAAUCAAAAUAUAUUGCAGUGACAUAG
This is a messenger RNA of Humulus lupulus (European hop), 723 nucleotides long. RefSeq names its product secreted RxLR effector protein 161-like. The transcript has a single exon. The coding region runs from base 1 to 723 and encodes 240 amino acids. NCBI's taxonomy places the organism in Eukaryota, Viridiplantae, Streptophyta, Magnoliopsida, Rosales, Cannabaceae. The record is from RefSeq and is a predicted model, not a curated record.